AUGACAGGCCAUAACUGCUGGGGAUACAGCCAGAAAGAUGGACCUUCUCUAUGGUAUAAGUCUUAUCCCAUUGCCCAAGGCAGCCGUCAAUCUCCAAUUGAUAUCAUUUCCACGCAAGCUAUCUAUGACCCCAGUUUGAAGCCUCUCAAUAUUUCCUAUGAAUCGGAUUCAUCUCUUGGUAUCUCCAACAAUGGACAUUCAGUCAUGGUGGAUUUCAAGGAUGUAGAUGACAAAACAGCUAUUAGUGGAGGCCCCUUGCAAAAUCCUUACAGGCUGAAACAAUUCCAUUUUCACUGGGGGACAAGCCAGAAGUUGGGGUCCGAACAUACCAUUAAUGGGAAAUCUUUUCCUUGCGAGCUCCAUUUAGUACACUGGAAUGCCAAGAAAUACCCAACAUUUGGAGAAGCUGUAGUUGCCGCAGAUGGCCUUGCCGUGAUUGGGGUUUUCUUAGAGGUUGGAGAAGAACAUACUACUAUGAACCGAUUGACUGAUGCCUUCUAUAUGGUCAAAUAUAAAGGAACAAAAGCUGAAUUCAGAUCUUUCAACCCAAGCACUCUACUUCCCUCUGGCAAAAAGUACUGGACUUAUGCUGGAUCUUUGACAACGCCACCUCUUCAUGAGAGUGUAACCUGGAUAGUAAUGAAGGAAGCUAUCCAAAUAUCAGAGAAACAGAUGGAGAAAUUCAGAAGUCUUCUUUUUACGACGGAGGAAGAUGAAAAAAUCCCAAUGGUGAAUAAUUUUCGGCCUCCUCAGCCUCUUAAAGGAAGGGUCGUUCGUGCAUCCUUCAAGACAAUCCUUUUUGAAGAUAUUUGCCAAGGAUAG
Molecule: messenger RNA, 822 nt
Organism: Thamnophis elegans (Western terrestrial garter snake)
Lineage: Eukaryota; Metazoa; Chordata; Lepidosauria; Squamata; Natricidae
Gene: CA7
Product: carbonic anhydrase 7
Exons: 8
Coding region: 1-822 (273 amino acids)
Biological process (GO): regulation of intracellular pH
Cellular component (GO): cytoplasm
Molecular function (GO): carbonate dehydratase activity; zinc ion binding
Source: RefSeq, a predicted model, not a curated record